Molecule: messenger RNA, 663 nt
Organism: Alternaria viburni
Lineage: Eukaryota; Fungi; Ascomycota; Dothideomycetes; Pleosporales; Pleosporaceae
Exons: 2
Coding region: 1-663 (220 amino acids)
Source: RefSeq, a predicted model, not a curated record
AUGGCGAGCCAAGCAAACCUCUACAGUGUCGAUGGCAUCGCGGACUGCCUGUUGCGCUACCCCGUCGAGGACCAGGAGCACUUGCUUGCCAAUCUGACAGAUGACCGACUGCAGGCUCUUACGGAGGAACUCACUGCGAAGCUGAGCCAUGCUGACCGGGGCAGCCGCGUGUCAGUGCUACGCAUCAUGGUGAAUACAGUGCAAGUGCUGUCAAGGCCUGAUCCCAUUCGAAGUCUUGAUGAGCGCAAUGCCAUAACGCUAAGAGAUGACAUGAUGCAACUCUCCUCACCGUCGAGAAGCCGGUACCUACAAAGGCUCAGCCUGGACGAGCUCAGGUCACUGGUAGCCGUUUCCGCUGCCCACGCCGAGCAUACGCGGGCCCUUCAGAUCGCCGCUAGCCAUCUGCUCGACACUGCAGAAGACCCGAAUGGAAAGGACCACAAAGUAGAGCAACUGGCACCAAAGCAAGCUCCGCCUACUGCCGCCCAGACUAUGGAGAGACGACACUGCCAGUUUCCACCUUCCAUCGCGCAACCUGCAGGUAGAAGACCGCUCGAUCGACUGAACACAAGGACGGUGAUGACUAGGAAUGGCCUCAAAAGGAAGAUGACGAUGCUAGACCAGGCUUACCACUUCAAAGGCUUCGGCCGACGAUCUGUCUAA